Rhincodon typus (whale shark) is the source of this 3513-nucleotide messenger RNA. RefSeq names its product leucine-rich repeat neuronal protein 2-like. Gene Ontology annotation, molecular function: protein binding. The transcript has 3 exons. The record is from RefSeq and is a predicted model, not a curated record. Bases 636 to 2774 code for a protein of 712 amino acids. Lineage: Eukaryota; Metazoa; Chordata; Chondrichthyes; Orectolobiformes; Rhincodontidae.
UGAAUCCUGGAACCAGUGAGGCUUAAUCUGAAGGAUGGUCAGAAUAAUUCGUCACUGUGUGGGAGAAAACAGCAGAAUGCUGUGAAGGUUCUGGGAUCUGGACUGCGAUCCAGCGUGAGGAAUGGCUAAGGAGAAGCCUGGACCUCAGCUCUGAGCAAAGCCAUUCCCAGGCACAAGCCACGAAACAAGCUGCUGGAGCAAGUGACAAGUCUGCGUGUUCUUUCCUCGAUUCGAGAGGAACUGAUUUGAGACUAUCAAGAUUGUUUUCCAUCUUUGUCACAUUUGUUCCAAAUUCUUGGAUCCUUCUGGAGUUCACUCCCAGGAUCAGGCAUCGGAGGCAAGUACCAAUCACUUAGGCACAGGCAAACUGCUUUCUUCAAAUGCUGAAUGAAGCAAAAUUGACAAUCACUGCCAGAAAUCCUCAACUAAUGGAGUGAGAUGCCAUUUGCCCGUGAAGUGUGGAUGACAUGCUAAAGCUGGAAUAACUUCCUGGUUCUAGUUCUGUCACUUACCGCACACAUUAAAAUGCCCUCUUGACAUUUAAGACAUCUGCAUUUGGAUAUCCUGUAUCUUAUUGCACAAGUAGUACCUUAAAGGACUCUCAAACAUUAGCAGCUUCAUAAUUGGGAAGAAAAAUGUUUCUGAAGGAGUACAUGUUUAUCAGUUUGGCAGCUGUUACGUUAACUCAAGCGAUCCCUUGGCGUGUCAAAUGUCCAGAUGCAUGUGUUUGUGAAGUUAAGCCUUGGUUCACACCAAGGUCUAUGUACAGGGAGGCUCCAACAGUGGACUGCAAUGAUUUUUUAAUGACUCAAGUUCCCACGAACCUGCCCGAAGAAACACAGACAUUAUUACUGCAGAGUAAUAGGAUUGCUAGGAUUGAGCCGGAAGAGCUGGAAUACCUGGUGAACCUGACAGAGCUUGAUCUGUCCCAGAACAGUUUCUCCAGGAUUGAAGACUUCAGCUUGAAGAACAUGUUCAAUCUCCUGGUCCUCCAUUUGGAAGAGAACCAGUUGACCAAAUUGUCAGCAGAUGGCUUCUCCACUCUCACCAACCUUCAGGAGCUGUACUUGAACCACAACCAGCUAAGCACCAUUUCCCCCAGAGCAUUCUCUGGCCUUGAAAACCUCCUUCGGCUCCAUUUGAACUCCAACAAGCUGAGGACCAUUGGAAGGGAGUGGUUUGAGCCGAUUCCCAGUCUGGAAAUCCUCACAAUUGGAGAGAAUGCAGUAGAAAUGAUCCAGAACAUGAACUUUAAGCCUCUCGUCAAUCUAAGAAGUCUCGUAUUGAGUGGAAUGAGCCUAAAGGAAAUUUCCGAUCAUGCCCUCGAGGGGCUGGAGAAUUUAGAAAGCAUUUCUUUUUAUGAUAACAAAUUGCCUAAGGUUCCAAAGAUGGCCCUCCGGAAAGUUCCAGAUCUUAAGUUCUUGGAUUUGAAUAAGAAUCCAAUCGAAAGGAUCCAGCAGGGUGAUUUCACCGAUAUGCUUCAUCUCAAAGAGUUGGGCAUUAACAACAUGGAGGAGUUAAUCUCCAUCGACAAGUUUGCUCUGGACAACCUCCCAGAGUUGACCAAACUGGAGGUGACCAACAACCCCAAACUUUCCUACAUUCACCCGAGUGCAUUUCGCCUCAUUCCUCAAAUGGAAACCCUCAUGCUCAACAAUAAUGCUCUGAGUGCCUUAUACAGAAAGACAAUCGAGUCCCUUUCCAAACUCCAGGAGAUUAGCAUUCACAGCAACCCCAUCCGAUGUGACUGCGUCAUUCGCUGGGUGAAUACCAACGAAAACCACAUUCGCUUCAUCGAGCCGCAGUCAACUUUCUGCGUGGAGCCUCCAGAGUUCAAAAGUCAAAACCUGAGAGAUGUUCCAUUCAGGGAGAUGACAGACCGAUGCCUCCCUCUCAUCUCUGCUGAAGCAUUCCCCUCGCAUAUUGACACUGCAGUCUCAGACUCACUUUCCCUCCACUGUCGGGCUUUCGCUGAGCCGGACCCUGAGAUUUAUUGGGUCACGCCAUCCGGUGAUAGGCUUCAGGCCUACAGCACAUCAGACAAGUACAGAGUGCAGCCCGAAGGGACACUGGAGAUAUUCAACCUAACAGUCCAUGAAGCUGGGCUCUACACUUGCGUGGCCCACAAUCUGGUUGGCGCAGACACAAAAAGUGUGACCAUCAGAGUGAGUGGAUUCUAUCCAGGAGGUAAUGAGAGCAUUCAACUGUAUGUACAAGAAAUGGGAGCACACCACGUCCUGUUGUCAUGGAUUAUCACCUCGAAUAUAAUAGCAUCGAAUGUCACAUGGUCACGUACAAUGAGCAAUAGCAGCUUGAAUUCUCUCUUCACCGCCAGGGUUCCAGCAGGUGUACACAGGUACAAUCUGACUCACCUGGAACCAUUCACUGAAUAUGCGUUAUGUGUGCAUGCAUCCUACGUCCAGCUCCAUAAUAAGAUAUCCUGCAUCAGGAUCAGGACCAAAGAAGCCAACUUAGCCACUGGUACCAGCGAGAUAAGAGUACAGUUUCUAAUCACCUUGACUGUCUGUACCCUGUUUGUGGUGUCGAGUGUCUUGUCCUUUCGUGGGCUCAUGUCUACAGGGCAGCGGGUGGAGGUGAAGCCGAGCUCUUUGGCGAUGUGCAUGCAAAAGGACUCUCUGGUGUCAUUGAACGGGAUUUACCCUCCUUUCGUCAAGCACUGGGAGGCGGCUAACAACCCAGGCAAAACGAUAGUGGUGGAGGUUCAGUCCACCCCACUGGGACCCUCUCAUGCUGAUUGUUGUGAGGCGAACUGAAACAAUCUCAUUGUGAGAAAGGCUCCACGAACCAAGACAACCAUAAACAGGCCUUGCUAUCACUGUCCAGACAAACAGGCAAACUGGAUCAAGAAAGCGAAUUACCGCACAAAUAAUAGUAAAAAAAGGGGGAAUGUGGAUCCUGUCAAGUUCUUUUAGAUGGUAACAGUGAGAGGGUAACAGUUCUUGUAGCAGUAAACUCCGUCCUGGUAGAAAACUCUCUUCUCUGUCCAACUGAUGUCCAUGUGUUUGUUCUGUACUGGUUAUGAACUCUGUUUAUGAGAGACAUAUAUAGGAAUUCGAGAAAGAUUAAAACAAAAAAAAAAAUGGGAUCUUGCUGUUCAGAAAUGUAUCCAAUCUCUUAUGUAAAACGUUUGUGACCAUGUUGACAAAGAAUCCGCUGUCUUUUUUUUCCAGCCAGGCCACCCGAAGAUCUGAAUGGAAACUCUGAGCCGGUUUACAACACUUUUAUACAGGAAAGUAUGCGCAUAUUUUUCUAGGUUCAGAUAGUGAUGCCACACUCUUGUGUUUGAGCCCUUCCCUCCCUCCCUCCGCCUUUUCCCACUGCUCCGAGAGCUGGAUGAUGUGGCCCCUUUAAGCACCGCAAAGGGAUUUUUGCAGUUUUCAGGCGAUGCGAGUCUUUUCUAUCACUGCACCAUUGACCAAACUAAUUUUCUGUAGAUUUCCUGUACCGCUGACCGUUACUGGGCGAAAAUAAAACAACAAGCAGAAACACAAA